AUGCCCAGUGAGUCUUCCUCAUUGUUACUAUCUGCACGCACCUACUCCUACCUCUUUUCGGAGCCCAGCCGCAUGGCCGGGAUAGUCCAACCUUACCCCAGCUGGAUGGAGGCUGACCAUGCUGAUGACCUGCAGUAUGUGUUCGGCAAGCCCUUCACAACACCCCUGGCAUACUGGCCCAGCCACCGUGACGUCUCCAGAUACUUGAUUGCCGACAGGACCAACUUCGCCAGGACUGGAGACCCCAACAACGGGGAGUCGAAGGUGCCUGUGACCUGGCCUGCAUACACCACCUCUGGGCAAAAGUACCUGGAGAUCAAUGCCCACAUGAACAAGAACUACGUCCAUGAGAAGAUGAGGGUGCGCUUUGUGAACUGGUGGUCUAACAUUUUUCCCAGCCUGCCCUCCGUCUGAGGAAGCUCUCACUGAGCACAGGCUCCCUGAUGCAUCAUUCACAGCUAUACAAAUUGGUCUUGUCAUGUCACAAAUGCAAGUAUUACCAGAUGCAUUUCUGAUUGUAACAAUUUUUUUCAUUGGCAAAUUAAAUUAAUGCAAUUAAGAAGUC
This is a messenger RNA of Oncorhynchus keta (chum salmon), 565 nucleotides long. Its product is annotated as bile salt-activated lipase-like. Lineage: Eukaryota; Metazoa; Chordata; Actinopteri; Salmoniformes; Salmonidae. Gene Ontology annotation, cellular component: synapse; postsynaptic specialization membrane; cell surface. Bases 1 to 414 code for a protein of 137 amino acids. The transcript is spliced from 3 exons. The record is from RefSeq and is a predicted model, not a curated record. Gene Ontology annotation, molecular function: triacylglycerol lipase activity; signaling receptor activity; neurexin family protein binding. Gene Ontology annotation, biological process: modulation of chemical synaptic transmission; synaptic vesicle endocytosis; postsynaptic membrane assembly.